This is a messenger RNA of Talpa occidentalis (Iberian mole), 3177 nucleotides long. It is a transcript of the gene HPS1, whose product is annotated as HPS1 biogenesis of lysosomal organelles complex 3 subunit 1. Gene Ontology annotation, biological process: vesicle-mediated transport; melanosome assembly. The record is from RefSeq and is a predicted model, not a curated record. The coding region runs from base 457 to 2637 and encodes 726 amino acids. The transcript has 19 exons. NCBI's taxonomy places the organism in Eukaryota, Metazoa, Chordata, Mammalia, Eulipotyphla, Talpidae. Gene Ontology annotation, molecular function: guanyl-nucleotide exchange factor activity. Gene Ontology annotation, cellular component: BLOC-3 complex.
GGCCGCACCCGCCGCUGCACCUCUCGCGGCCGAAGCCUCUGCUUCCACGGAGGAGGGCGGGUGCCCUCCGCCUGGGGCAGCUGUGAGGUCGGGGUGCCUGGGGGGUGAAACAGCAUAAACUCUUGCGGGCGGCGCAAACGGGAAGGUUGGGGGGCGGGGGGAGCCCCGCGGCGUGAACUGCUCUCUCGCGCUGUGGGACUCCCACCCAGGGUCCUCGGGCCCAGCAGCGACAAGGCCAAGGCUCCGAGGGGGUGGGCCCCCAAGACCGAGCUGCUAGGAGGAGCGGCAGCCACGGGGAGCCUCCUUGCUGACAUGGUGGUGCUGGCAUCCUUUCCUCGGAAAGAGAAACCAGGAUGUUAAGCUGCUUUCCGAUGAGUUGGUCACCGAGACUGUCUACUGCAGCCCUUUCUGAACCUCUCUCUGUCUGGAAGCCCCGCUGUGAUCCUUGCCAAGCAGAUGAAGUGCGUCUUGGUGGCCACGGAGAGUGCGGAGGUCCUCUUCUACUGGACAGACAAGGAGUUUGAAGAGAGUCUGCGACUAAAGUUUAGCCCAACAGAGAAUGUGGGAGAAAAGCUCCCCGCCCUGGAGGACCAGCUCAGCACCCUCCUAGCCCCGGUCAUCAUCUCCUCCAUGACCAUGCUGGAGAAGCUCUCGGACACAUACACGAGCUUCUCAACAGAAAACGAUAACUACCUGUAUGCCCUUCACCUGUUCGGAGAAUGCCUGUUCAUCGCCAUCAAUGGGGACCACACAGAGAGUGAGGGGGACCUGCGCCAGAAGCUGUGUGUACUCAAGCACCUGUUCGAGGUGCACUUCGGGCUGGUUACGGUAGACAACCAUCUCAUCCGAAAAGAGCUGCGGCCCCCAGACCUGGAGCAGCGCGUGCAGGUGUGGGAGCACUUCCAGAGCCUGCUGUGGACCUACGGCCACCUGCAGGAGCAGGAACAGUGUUUCGCUGUGGAGGCUGUGGAGCGGCUUCAUCACCCCCAGCUCUGUGAGCUAUGCAUCGAGGCACUGGAGCGGCACGUCGUGUCGGUCAUCAACUCCAGCCCCAGGCGGGCUGGCGAGGAGGUCCUGCACGCCUUCUUGCUUGUGCACUCCAAGCUGUUGGCCUUCUACUCCAGCCACAGCGCCAGUGCCCUGCGCCCAGCUGACCUCCUCACCCUCGUGCUCCUGGUUCAGGACCUCUACCCCAGCCAGAGCGUGCCAGAGGACGAGGACACACAGGCUUCCCCGCGGAGGCCCCAGAGCAGCCAGAACAUCCCCGUGCAGCAGGCCUGGAACACCUGUUCCAGGGGCCCGACCAGGAGGAGCUCUGCAGGGAACGUAUGUGCAGGAGCCAAGGGCAGAGGGAGGGCCUGCUGGGACAAUAGCGCCGAGCCCUCUUCAUCCUCCCAGGAGACAGACAGUGUCUCCCUCCCUGAGGAGUACUUCACGCCUGCUGCUUCCCCAGGGGAAUGUUCAGGUAACAUCAUCUGGCUAGAAGAGGGCACCCCACCCAGUGAUGCUCCCCAGGUCCAAGUAGCCGAGGACUCCCUCGAGACGCUGAUGCCUUGCUCCCCAGCACCUUCCAGCCCCCGACGCAUCUUCCUGGAUGCCAUUGUGAAGGAGACCUACUGUCCUAUGGUACCCCAUACCAUGUACUGCCUGCCCUUGUGGCCUGGCAUCAACAUGGUGCUCCUGACCAAGUGCCCCAGCACACCCCUGGCCCUGAUGCUGUACCAGCUGCUGGAUGGGUUUUCCCUCCUGGAGAAGAAGCUCAAGGAGGGGCAGGAGGCUGGGAGCUCCCUGCGGUCCCACCCACUCAUGGGGGACCUGCGCCAGAGGAUGGACAAGUUUGUCAAGAAUCGAAACGGGCAAGAGAUUCAGAGCACCUGGCUGGAGUUCAAGACCAAGGCCUUCUCCAAAAGUGAACCAGGAUCUUCCUGGGAGCUGCUCCAGGCGUGCAGGAAGGUGAAGCGGCAGCUCUGCACCGUCUACCGCCUCAGCUUCCUGGUCACGGCUCCAGGCCAGGGAGGCCCCCAGCUGCCGCAGCCCUUGCAGGACCAGGUCCAGAUGCUCAUGCAAGAGAAGCUGAUGGACUGGAAGGACUUUCUGUUGGUGAAGAGUAGGAGGAACAUCACCAUGGUGUCCUACCUUGAAGACUUCCCAGGCUUGGUACACUUCAUCUUCGUGGACCGCACGACCGGCCAGAUGGUGGCCCCUUCCCUCAGCAGCAGUGAAAGGACCUCCUCGGAGCUGGGCAAGGGGCCUCUGGCCACCUUCGUCAAAAACAAGGUCUGGUCUCUGAUCUGGCUGGCGCGCAGGUACCUGCAGAAGGGCUACACCUCACUGCUCUUCCGCGACGGGGACUUCUACUGCUCCUACUUCCUGUGGUUUGAGAACGAGCUGGGGCAUAAACUCCAGAUAAUCGAGGUUCCUGUCCUUUCUGAUGACUCGGUUCCCGUUGGCAUCCUGGGCAGGGACUACUACAGGAAGCUCCUGCGCUAUUACAGCAAGGGCCACCCAGCCGAGGCCGUGAAGUGCCAUGAGCUGCUGGCCCUCCACCUAUCUGUUGUCCCCACAGACGUGCUAGUGCAGCAGGUCGGGGAGCUGGCCCAGCGCCUAUGGGAGGCCUCCCGCGUGCCUUUGAUCUAGGAUGGGACCCUACACCCACUGCACAGAUUGUCUGUGCCCCUGGUUCUUCAGAACCACCCUGCCUGAGUAUCCCCACAGCAAGAGUCUCCUCCCAUCCAUGGUGGCCACAUGAUGUCGGGACAGGUCUCCAGCUCCACCUACCAGCCUCCGCGCUGGCAAUGAGCCAACCCCAGUUCUUCCCUCUGGAGGAGAGCGAGGUCAGGACUUCCCUUGAUCUCCUGUUAACACAGUGUACUGUCAGGUCAGCCCCUUUCAGAGCUGCCUCUCUGUCGUCCCCAGGACACAGGGAGGAAUUCCCUGGGGUCUGCCUGCUGUUCUCAAAGUGGAACAAGAGCUCCCGCAAACCUUUUCCCUCCCCAAAUAAAAUGUGCUGGCGCCUAGAUUUGGAUUCCACUGAGCAGGUUUUCUAAACUGCAAACCCAUUUCCUGUCAUUAAGAACAACAGCACCUACCUGGCAAGGUGGAUGUGAGGGCUGCGGACACGUGGCGAGGGCUUACUGAAUGCUGGCUGUGCUUAUUGUCUCUCCCUGGCUUAUUGUC